This is a messenger RNA of Salvia hispanica, 1073 nucleotides long. Its product is annotated as acid phosphatase 1-like. The record is from RefSeq and is a predicted model, not a curated record. Lineage: Eukaryota; Viridiplantae; Streptophyta; Magnoliopsida; Lamiales; Lamiaceae. Gene Ontology annotation, molecular function: acid phosphatase activity.
CAACCGGAAAACCUGGAAAAGCGCUUUUCUUGAAGCAGGAAAAGAGCUUUUCUUCAAUCGGUUUUUCCGGCAUGGCGUUCAUCCAAUGGGGCCUGAUCGCGCUCGUAGUGAUCCUCAGCGCGGGGCCCACUUGGUCGGCCCCUUCCAUCAUUCAGAUGAGGCCGGAAAAGGACACCCUUUUGGACGCCGACCACCUCUUCUGCAGCAGCUGGCGCUUCACGGUCGAGACCAACGACGCCGGCGCCUGGACGCGCGUGCCGGCGAGGUGCGUCGAUUUCGUCAAGGAGUACAUCACCGGCGACCUCUACGCCUCCGAGCUGGAGGCCGUCGCGGCCAAUGCGGCCGAGUACGCCAGGGCCAUCGGGGUCUCCGGCGACGGCAGAGACGCCUGGGUUUUCGACAUCGACGAGACCUUGCUCUCCAAUGUCCCUUACUACGCCGUCAAUGGAUUCGGAUCACAGAUCUUUGACGAACUUUCUUUCAACGACUGGGUAGAGUUGACGGAGGCUCCAGCAAUAGUCCCUGGGCUGAGAUUGUACAAGGAGCUACAGAAGCUAGGCUUCACAUUAUUUCUGUUGACCGGACGGGGUGAAUAUCAGAAGCAUGCUACCGAGCGUAACCUAAUGUACGCUGGAUUCACCAACUGGGAAAAGCUUAUCGUCAGGGGAAACACUGAUAAAGGUAAGCCGGCAUCGGUUUUCAAAUCCGAGAAGAGGAAGGAGAUAGAGGAUGCAGGUUACAUAAUCCACGGGAGCUCCGGAGAUCAGUGGAGCGACUUGAUGGGAUUCGCUCUCGCAAGACGCUCCUUCAAACUACCCAACCCCUUAUACUACAUUGCCUAGUAUGUAUGGAGAUAAGAUGUCACUUUUUUGGUCUGCUCCAUAGCAAUAGUUACUAGUCUUUUGCAUAGAGUUCUAGUUUUUUUAAUGGGAUUUUCUUGAUUCAAAAAAUAAGGAUGGAUUGGCAGUUUGAGGUCACGGAAGGUCAGUUCAAGUCUCUUAGUUUUCUUUUACCUAUCUGCAUUUUCAUGUUUUUAGGCUGCUGUAAAUAUUCUUGAUUUUUAUGAACAUAAU